Molecule: messenger RNA, 1086 nt
Organism: Galendromus occidentalis (western predatory mite)
Lineage: Eukaryota; Metazoa; Arthropoda; Arachnida; Mesostigmata; Phytoseiidae
Exons: 2
Coding region: 1-1086 (361 amino acids)
Source: RefSeq, a predicted model, not a curated record
AUGGAAUCCACUUCGGGCGUUACGAGUCAGAGAGGUCAGGAGAAAUUGGCCCACGAUGGCCAUCUCUUUGUCAAAGCAUACGUCCUGAAGAGCGGCUUGCAGUCUUGGCGGUGUAUGUACAAAACCGCACCGAUUCCAUGCAAGGCGAGAGCUUAUACUCUGAUGAGUACGCGGGAAGUUAUCCGCACAAGUGGCAUCCACUCUGAUCCGCCAGAUCCCUCAGGUGUAGAGGUCGCCAAAAUCACCUCGACGAUCAAACGACGUUGCGAAGUGUUCGUAGUUCUGGCCGAGCGAGCUCAGUGCGUUGUGCCCGUCGCCUACGCGUUGCUCCCAGACAAAGCAGCCGAAUCGUACACUCGGAUGCUGAAUCUCUUGAAAGAGGCUUGGCCGGCCCUCUGUCCCGCCAGCGUGGUCAUGGACUACGAGCGGGCCAUGAUGAUUGCGGUCAGGGCUUGCUUCCCGCCCGAAACACGCAUUCAGGGAUGCUUCUUCCACUUGGUGAAGAACAUCAAACUACGCGUAGCUCAGGAAGGUCUUUGGAGUCGCUAUACCAACGAUGACGACUUCGCACUGAAAGCCCGAAUGAUAGCUGCUUUGGCAUUCGUUCCGCCGUCAGAGUUAGAUAAUGCAGUCGCGGAGCUUUCGCCUGUAUUGCCGGAAGAGUUGAUUCCAGUUCUCAACUAUUUCGAGGACAUUUACAUAGGGCGUAUGAACCGGAUCCGAGCCGACGGUACCGUAGACCGGAGAACACCGCAGUUCCCGGUCGAGAUGUGGUCAGUAUACCAGAGAACGCUCGACGGAGAAGCCCGCACGAAUAACUAUGCGGAGGCGGCACAUCGCAGACUCCAGGUUGAAUUCGGGAUACAGCAUCCGACAAUUUGGAAGUUCAUCGACGGGCUUAAGAAAGUCCAAAAAGGCCGUGACCUACAAGUCGAAUCAUUCGUAGCCGGCGGUGCUCCUCCAACAAAAAGGACCAAGUACGUUCGUGCAGACGAGCGAAUCCUGGGAGUGGUCGAGCGUGCCGAACAUCUACAGCAUGUAGAAUACCUCCGAGGCAUAGCUCACAAUUUCCUCAUGGACGCGUAG